AUGAAUUCUUUAAUUUAAUAACAUCGAUCAGCAUCAAGUAGACACCGUAGUUUUUUGAAUAUCACAACAUCUCAACAAUUGAGAAUGCAAUCUCCUCUUACUUACACAGAAAAUAGUUAAAUCAAUUAGAAAGAUCUCAUUCAUAAAUUAGUUUAAACACUUAGAUUAUAGCCCACAAAAAAGAACAAGGAAAAUAAAAAUAAAUAACAAAAGGCAAGAUCCUAAUUAAAUUCCGGUUAAAAAUAAAGAGUCCUAGAAGAUAGACUCUAAAAGUUAGAAACAGCUAAUUCUCCCACUCUUGGAUCUUAAAAUAGAAGAAUGUUCAACUAAACCUUACCACAUAUAACCUAGCCCAGAUAUAAGAAUUUUAAAAUGUUACAAUUUUUAGGUAAGGGAAGAUAUAGUAAUGUUCAUUUGGCUAUAGAUGAAAACACUAAUUAUCAUGUGGCCUUAAAAAUCAUGAAAAAGGCUUAAAUUUAAUAAAUGUCACAAUCCAUAGCUCAAGAAAUAAAAAUAUAAUAUCUUCUUAACCAUCCAAACAUAGUUAAACUAUACACAUUUUUUUAAAACAGUAUUGUAAUGUAAUAAUAAUUAGCUGAUGAAAUUGUUUUAGUAUUGGAAUAUUGUCCAAAUGGCUAAAUCCAUAAAAUUCUUAAAGGUUUACCAGAAUGCAGUUUUCCAGAAAAGUUGGCGUCUUCAUAUAUUCGAUAGAUUUUAAGUGCUUUGAUUUAUUUACACAGAAAUGGUAUUAUUCAUCGAGACCUAAAGCCAGAGAAUAUAUUUUUAUGUUAUGUAAAUAAAUAAUAGUUUAUUUUAGAAUCAAAUAAAAAUUGCUGAUUUCACAUAUUCAGUAUAUUCUCCUGAAGAUCAGAGACAAACUUAAUGUGGAUCUUUGGCAUAUUUAUCUCCAGAGAUAAUAAGAGGAGAGAAUUAUGAUAAAAGUACUGAUAUGUGGUCUCUUGGAGUAUUAGCUUAUGAAUUAUGCUGCGGUGAGACACCUUGGGAAGAUCUCAGAUAAGAUGAAAUGCAAUAAAUGAUACAAGAUGGAAUUAUUAAAAUACCUGAUUCUUUUUCUUGUGAAUUAAAAGAUUUCAUUAGUAAAUUAGUUACAUCUGAUUCCAAAAGUAGAAUGACAGCUAAACAAGCUAUUAAUCAUCCUUGGGUUCAAUAAUAUGAAGAAUAAUUAACAAAAUAUGAAUUUAAUCUUUGA
Messenger RNA from Paramecium sonneborni, 1210 nucleotides. Lineage: Eukaryota; Ciliophora; Oligohymenophorea; Peniculida; Parameciidae. The record is from the annotation of a GenBank genome assembly.